CUUCGGACCUUGGGAGGACCCUGGCAGCCGCAGCAGCAGCAGUAGUAGUCGUUUUCCUCCCCGACAGUGAGAGGGACAAGGGGUCCCCAGCAGAGCAGAGCAGGACAGGACUGGCCCGACCCGACCCGGCCCGGCCCGGCCCGGCCGCCCCAUCCGGAUGGCGUAGUCCGCCUCCACUUCCUCCCGGCCCCCUGGACCAUCCCAGCAUCGCAGCUGCCCACCCAACACCCUGCUGCCGAGGUGACUGAGAGACAGGAUUUCAAAAGAAACAUUUGUGGUGUUCAAGGGACGUCUCUUGGGAGGAAGACCUGCCAGUUGAGUUGGCGGAGCUGAUCUGAAAAGUGGCACAAAAAAUGGCUUCGAAUUUUAUAAUCACCGGACUUGCCUUGAUGAGUCUGUGCCUGGCAACCGCAGGUCCUGUGCCCAGGACAGAAUGUGCGCUCUCACCUGUCAAUUCCUCCCAUCCGGUCCAAGCCUUGCUGGAGAGUUUCACCGUCUUGUCAGGCUGCGCAAGCCGAGGCACAACUGGCCUGCCGUGGGAGGUGCACGUUCUCAAUCUCCGAAGCCCAGAUGAUGGGCCCAGCCAGCUAGAAAGAGAGGUCACACUGCAUCUGAAUCCUAUUUCAUCAGUGCACAUUCACCACAAGCCAAUAAUAUUCCUGCUCAACUCCCCUAAGCCCCUGACCUGGAAGCUAAAGACAGAGAGAUUGGCGGCUGGAGUCACCAGACAUUUCUUUGUGUCUCGAGGUUCCCUGGUCCAGUUUGAGGCCGGUAACUUCUCCCAGUCAGCGACUACUGCGGAAAAGACCUUCCCACAGAGAAACGAUCAGUUGCUGCAAUGGGCUCAAAAGGAAUAUGGAGCAGUCACUUCUUUCACUGAGCUCAAGAUCUCAAGAAACAUUUAUAUCAAAGUGGGUGAAGAUCAAGUGUUCCCUCCGACCUGCACCAUCGAGAAGAACUUUCUCUCCCUCAAUUAUCUUGCGGGGUAUCUUCAGCCCAAGCCCGCAGAGGGGUGUGUGAUGUCCAGUCUGCCUCUGGAGAGGGAAGUGCACGUCAUCGAGUUGAUCACGCCCAAUUCGAAUCCCUACAGUGCUUUCCAGGUGGACAUAAUAGUCGACAUCAGACCGUUUCGAAAAGAUGCCCAUGUGGUCAAAAAUCUUGCUCUGAUCUUGAAGUGUAAAAAAUCCGUCAAUUGGGUGAUCAAGUCAUUUGAUGUUAAAGGCGCCCUGGAAGUUAUUGCACCUAACAGCAUUGGCUUCGGGAAAGAAAACGAAAGGUCCAUGUCUAUGAAAAAAUCAGUAAGAGUCGACAUUCCCUCAACGCAGGAGAGUUUGAUUAAGUGGGCUUUUGACCAUGGAUAUAGUCCAGUUACAUCGUAUACAAUGGCUCCUGUCGCCAACAGAUUUCAUCUAAGGCUUGAAAACAAUGAGGAAAUGAGCGAUGAAGAGGACCAUUCCAUCCCUCCAGAGCUGGCGAUACUACUAGGAGCAAGCACUCUACCGUCUCCCGAGAAUCCCCCCAUCCGAAGCCCCUUCCCUUUUCCCUUCCCGUCUAUCAACAGAAAAGGGAAACAGGAAAAAGGGGAGGAAGGCUCACCUCCCGGAAAGGACCCUAUCAUUCAGGGCCCCAGCAUACAGCUCCUUCCCAGCCCCAAGCAACCCGAAGAGGUUCAAGGGAGGGUUGACGUCGCACUUUCAGUCAGGUGCGAUGACGAAAAGAUGAUCGUGGCCGUAGGAAAAGAUUCUCUGCAGGCUAAUGGCUAUGUAGGGACAGAGCUUUCCCUGCUGGACCCCGACUGCAAAGCCAAGAUGAACGGGACCCAUUUCAUUCUGGAAUCUUCCCUGUAUGCCUGUGGGACCCGGCGCCGAACCUCUGCCCCGGGCAGUGUGGUUUACUAUAAUUCGAUUGUCAUCCAGGUGUCUUCUUCAAGUGACAGCAGUGGAUGGCCAAAUGAUUAUGAAGAUUUGGAGUCUGGUGAUAAUGGAUUUCCAGGGGAUGUUGAUGAAGGAGAUAGUCCCUUCUUGAGCAAGCCUGAAAUUGUUGUGUUUAAUUGCACGCGACGGCAGGCAGGGAUUCCGGAUGGCUCUCACAAUUCCUUCUUGUUGCCAUCUGAACCUCACGUCAGGAAUGUCACCUUCCACAUGGAGCUGUAUGAAACUGACCUCUUCUGGGUCCCCGUACAGGGACUCUUCUCUGUGGCCGAGAAUGGGCCCAUUUACGUUGAGGUUUCUGUCACUAAGGCCGACCGCGAACUGGGAUUUGCCAUCCAAACGUGCUUCAUUUCUCCAUAUUCCAACCCUGAUAGAAUGUCCGAUUACACCAUCAUAGAGAACAUAUGUCCUAAAGAUGAAUCUGUGAAAUUCUAUAAUCUCCAGAAAGUCAACUUCCCUUUACUACAUGCACAGAUGGAAAAAAAGCGAUUUAGCUUUGUGUUUAAGCCGAUCUUCAACACGUCAUUGCUCUUCCUUCAAUGUGAGUUAACCCUGUGUACGAAGAAGGAAAGAGGGACCCAAGGAUUACCCAAGUGCAUUCUUCCUGAUGAAGCCUGCCUCUCUCUGGAUGCUACCACGAUCUGGGCCAUGAUGCAGAACAAGAAGACGUUCACCAAACCGCUCGCUGUAAUCCCUCAAGAAGAGAGAAAUAAAGGUCCAGUUGGUCCCAUACCAAACAAAAUUCCUCAACCAAUUUUCCAUGGUCUGGACACACUGACCGUAGUGGGCAUCGCGUUUGCAGCAUUUGUGAUCGGCGCUCUCCUGACUGGAGCCCUCUGGUAUAUCUACUCUCAUACAGGAGAGACAGCGGGAAGACAGCCGGUCCCUACAACACCCCCAGCCUCUGAGAACAGCAGCGCUGCGCACAGCAUCGGCAGUACACAGAGUACUCCCUGCUCCAGCAGCAGUACGGCUUAAAUCCAGGGAGAGAUGAAGCCAAGGCACCGGGAAGGAGGGCGGUCGUCCAAAGGGGCCUGUUUGUUGCUGUUCGCUGUCUGAACUUGGACAGAUUAAUUCGAUUCAUUUUGAAAGCUGAGAAGGGAUUUUGCUAUUAAAAGUCACCUGAUUUCUUCUUCUUUCCUCCCCACCCCCCCCCCCCCGGUCUUUGGACCGCUCUUUAACACGUUAGGAUACGUGUGACAAAGCUACUAGUUCAAAUCCCACAACCCUCACAGGGCCGGUGGGUUCUCAAUGUGAAACACAUGCCAGUUUUUAAAAUGCUGCUUUGUCCAAAUACAUACGUCCAUAAUUGGGGUUCAUGACCUUUUCCCCCGAUUCACAGAGUUCAUAGGGCUUAUUUUAGCUAAAUGAAUCGACUUGUAUGUGUUUUCUAAGAAAGUCUCCACACGUGAUCCAAGAUGUUUCAAACUCCGAAGUAAUUAGUUGAGGAAGGUUUAAUUAACUUUGUAUCCAUUUAGCCACAUCCAGUUUAGACCUUUGAGUGAGCUUGAUUGCUACAGCCUGAUUUCUGCUUUUAUAUUACACAUGCAGUUUGAGAUAUGUUUGAUUAAUGAUGGCUGCUUUUGUAAAUUACACUGACAUAUGGAAGCAACAUUCCUUUAUGUGUGCAACAAACCCCAAACUCCAGUCACCUUAUCAAUUUUCUGUUUCUUUACACACAUAUACACACACAAACACACACACACACAAUACAAAGAUGUCUUAAUGCAAAUAUUACAUGUCUCCCUCACUUUCUCUGAGCACAUGUGAAUAGAAUAUGGCCAUAUGUUGUAGUUUUUGCACAUUUCUGAUAUUUAGUAUAGAGUACAGUAGCUUAUUAAAGGCAGUAGAAUUUGGCAUGGUCAUAUGAAUUCAGAACUUGGUCCGUGGCAAACACACACAGACUCACAUUUAUAUACUUGCAGAUAUACAGUGUGUAAUCCAGUACAUGUGUUUUUAAAUUGUGGCAACGAAAAUUUACUUUCAGACUCUAGAAAAUAUCCUGGAUCUUACUUUGUGUGUGUGUCAGGGGCUUAGGAUACACCAAAAGGAAUCAACCCUUUUUAUAAAAGUGCUUAGUAAGUGCUCAAUAAAUACCAAUGAUGAUGAUCGAUGGUGAUAAAAACAAAAGCUAAAGAGGCAAAUUCCCAGUGAUAUAUAUAUAUUGAAUUGCUGGUAGUUAUUUGAAUGUUAUAAUUGAUUCUACCAGAAGUAGUGUAGGAACGAGGAAAAG
This is a messenger RNA of Tachyglossus aculeatus (Australian echidna), 4164 nucleotides long. It is a transcript of the gene TGFBR3, whose product is annotated as transforming growth factor beta receptor 3. The transcript is spliced from 17 exons. Lineage: Eukaryota; Metazoa; Chordata; Mammalia; Monotremata; Tachyglossidae. The coding region runs from base 354 to 2909 and encodes 851 amino acids. The record is from RefSeq and is a predicted model, not a curated record.